This is a messenger RNA of Phaeodactylum tricornutum CCAP 1055/1, 1140 nucleotides long. RefSeq lists its product with no specific name. NCBI's taxonomy places the organism in Eukaryota, Bacillariophyta, Bacillariophyceae, Surirellales, Neidiaceae. Bases 1 to 1140 code for a protein of 379 amino acids. The record is from RefSeq and is a predicted model, not a curated record. The transcript has a single exon.
AUGAAUGCGUCGGCAUUGUCGUCCUCGAAGAAUACUCGUACCUGGAUUUUACUAGCCAUUGCCACCGCCUCUGCGGCAGCUACUGUUUGGAUUAUAAGGAAACGGCGGAGACAUGAAACAGCGGAAGAAUGCCGAAUAACGAAAAAGGCCAAGAAUUUGGAUUUCCAUGGAGAUACCAACCAGCACCCAGGUGUCGCUGGAGCUAGGAGGACGAUUGCUCUGCCUACCCACAUGGAACGAGAGCUGUACAAGGAGAGUCGCCGGAAACGAAUGAUCCCCAAACUUGCCAUGAAAAAACCUAUGUACGAUAACAUUCGCAUGUGUGAUCCCGAUGGGAUAUUGCUGUCGUCGAUUUCGCUCAAAAAGGCCAGGUGGUACGUGAAGAAAAAUCUAGCAUCAUGGAUAUCCGAUGAUUGUAUACAAUUAAACUUUCAACCAAAGAAAGGUUUGACACGGCAUGAUCAAAAUCAACAAGAGCACCGCAAAAUCUACAAUCAAAACUUCAAAAUCAAUCAGUGCGUGGUGUGCGGCGCCGACGAACGGUACAUGCGGCACUAUGUGGUACCUUACGUGUACCGCUCCCAGUUUCCGUCCGCAUACAAAACCCAUCUGCCACACGAUGUGGUCCUACUGUGUCCCGAGUGCCACGUAACGGUGGAGAAGGCAUCGCAACGGCGGAUGCGGAAUUUGGAGCAAGCCCUACGGCAACAGCUUUCUGUUGAUCCCAAGUUGACAUCGCAACCGUUCUUUGUCGAUCCUCGCUUGCACAAGGUUCAGAGCAGUGCCUUUGCGUUGUUGCGGUGGAAACACACUCUUCCCGAGAGUCGUGUUGCGGAAUACGAGAGCUUACUGAGGGAAUGGUGGGACUUGUCGGCUGACGAAAGUCUGACGGUCGACCAUUUGGAACGGGCGGGGGCAGUCGAUGACAAAAUCGUAAACGUGCAAUACGUGCCAGGCUCCGAUUUGGUUAUUGAUUCACUGGGCAAGGACGACCCCGAACGUAUUGCUACAUUUGUCCGUGGCUGGCGACGGCAUUUUCAAGCCACCCAUCGACCUCGUUUUUUACCAACAGGCUGGAAUAUUGACAGUCCCGUCGUUUCCGAUGUCCGUCCGAGUACAGAUCUGGCAAGCGGAGUAUGA